AUGGUUUCCAACAGUCAUAUAUUGCGCGUUCAGUCUCGCGCAACUCCCCAUCCUCUCCCAAGCGGAGACCUGAACGCUUCAGAUACGUGGGGAAACGCUCAUAUCAAGUUAGCUGAUGUGAGGGUUGACAACUUACUUGCCCCUCAGGCCGUCCUGACUGCUACGACUACGAUUAAAUUCUGUCGCCUUCAUGAGACACUUCACGUAGAAUCUACGACGACGUUAUUCUCUACCAACGUCGAUAGUCGCGACUCGCAGCCUACGCCAUCUCCAAGUGAUAUCGUGGCCUGGGAUGGCGUCUGCUUCAGAAUUCGUUUUUUUUGGCUCUUCGUAUGGCAAACAAUAGUGUCAGUUCUAGCAUCCUACGUAAACCUUGCAGCAGACCACGACUUCCACGACGAGGACAGUCUCGUCUUUGGCUACGCGAGUGCCAUGGCAUCCGAUUUGCCUACAUCGUUUCCAAUCUACAUAGCUACGCGAAGGCAGACCAGAACCUUCGCUCAAACUCUACUUCCAAUCUCAGACACAUCUCUUGACUUUUUUGACUCCGAACGAAGAUCAUGGAUUCGUCCGGAAAACUCAGGUAACGUUUUGAGAUCCGACAACACAGUAUUCCCAUAA
Molecule: messenger RNA, 621 nt
Organism: Laccaria bicolor S238N-H82
Lineage: Eukaryota; Fungi; Basidiomycota; Agaricomycetes; Agaricales; Hydnangiaceae
Exons: 7
Coding region: 1-621 (206 amino acids)
Source: RefSeq, a predicted model, not a curated record